CCUGCAAUCUGGCUUCACAAUGCUCAUUACCUGCAUAUGGCCAAACGUUACUAGACCCGACCUAAACUAAAUUACAGUUAUAUUUUCUGGCGAGGCGGGACGUCGUUUUCGUGCAACAUAAAAUGCUGCUGAGAUGAAGAAGACGUGAUUGCAGGCGUUGUCGGAUGCAGGCAGAUGUUGUGAUCAGGAGCAGCGGGCAGGACUGCAGAUAUGGACACCUGGACACCCAACCCGAGAGCCAAACCCUUCAUCCCCCGCCAGCAGCGCAGCCUCUACCUCACCUGGAAAUACAGACUCACCAACAAAAGAGCAGUGCGACGAAUCUGCCAGGCCAGUGCUGUCCUGUUUCUACUGAUCACAGUGAUUGUAAAUAUCAAACUCAUUCUUGACACAAGGAGAGUUGCCAGUGAGGAUGAUGCAGCUCAAGAGUAUGAUGAUGCCCUGCCUAACAUGGAAACCCCGCGCAGACCAGUGAGUGGGAGGAAGGUUUUAGAUAUCGAGGUGUACUCUAGUCGAUCUAAGGUUUAUGUAGCAGUGGAUGGCACCACUGUUCUGGAAGAUGAGAUGAGGGAGCAGGGCCGAGGCAUACAUGUUAUAGUUCUAAAUCAGGCAACUGGUCACGUCAUGGCCAAAAGAGUGUUCGAUACUUAUUCUCCCCAUGAGGAUGAAGCCAUGAUCCUCUUUCUCAACAUGGUCACGCGUGGCAGAAUCCUCAUCUUCACUAUUAAGGAUGAGGGGACUUUCCACUUGAAGGAUGCAGCAAAGAAUCUUCUGAAAGGUUUGGGGAGUCAGGCAGCUGUCCCCUUAGGCUGGAGGGAUAUGUGGACUCUGGUUGUAAAGAAGGGAGGUCAAGUGUAUGGGGAGAAGCACUCCAAGUCUCCUGCUCUGUCCACAUGGGGCGAUCCUGUGCUGCUGAAGACUGAGGUCCAGCUGACAGCUUCUGAAGAGGCAGAGUGCCAUUGGGCAGACACUGAGCCGAACCGCCGGAGAAAACUCUUCUGCAGUAAAGUGGAAGGAUAUGGAAGCAUUUGUAGUUGCAAGGAUCCAGCACCCAUAGAGUUUAAUCCUGACCCACUGCCUAACAACAAUGUCUACAACGUCCCAGUAGCAGUUAUAGCUGGGAAUAGACCAAACUAUCUCUAUAGAAUGCUGCGCUCUCUUCUUUCCUCCCACGGUGUCAAUCCACAGAUGAUCACUGUUUUUGUCGAUGGCUACUAUGAGGAACCCAUGGAUGUGGUGGAUCUCUUCGGUCUUAAAGGAGUUCAGCAUACGCCUAUCAGUAUUAAGAAUGCUAGAGUGUCACAGCACUACAAAGCCAGCUUGACUGCAACAUUCAGUCUGCAUCCAUUUUUGGGUGCAGAUUUUUCCAUUGUCUUGGAGGAAGACCUGGAUAUUUCCAUAGAUUUUUUCAGCUUUCUCAGUCAGACCAUCCAUUUGUUGCAUGAGGAUGACAGUCUGUACUGUAUCUCGGCCUGGAAUGACCAAGGCUAUGAGCACACAGCAGAGGACCCGUCUCUGUUGUACAGAGUGGAAAGUAUGCCUGGCCUUGGCUGGGUGCUUAAAAAAAGCCUUUACAAGGAUGAACUGGAGCCCAAAUGGCCAACUCCUGAGAAGCUAUGGGAUUGGGACAUGUGGAUGCGGAUGCCGGAACAGAGGAAGGGGAGAGAGUGUGUCAUUCCUGAUGUCUCCCGCUCUUAUCACUUUGGCAUCAUUGGCUUAAACAUGAAUGGUUACUUCCAUGAAGUUUACUUUAAAAAGCACAAGUUCAACACAAUUCCGAAUGUUCAGAUGAAAAAUGUAGAUAGCUUGAAGAAAGAUGCAUAUGAGAUUGAAAUCCAAAACCUACUACGUGGGGCCAAGGUUCUGGACCACAGUAAAAACCCAUGUGAAGACUCAUUUAUCCCAGACACAGAGGGAAAGACCUUUGUAAUGUUCAUCAAAAUGGAGCAAGAGACGGAUACAAACACCUGGACAGAACUGGCGAAGUGCCUGCACGUAUGGGACCUGGAUGUACGAGGUUAUCACAAAGGACUCUGGAGGCUCUUCAGAAAGAAGAACCAUGUACUAGUAGUGGCUGUUCCAAUCUCACCAUACUCUGUUAAGAAGCCCAAUAACGUCACUCCCAUUCACUUGGAGCCAGCACCUAAAGAGGAGGGACCUCCUGUGGAACAGAUUUAGAACAGUCCUAAUCCCACCCAAAGGGCCUUUCCUAACCACUAACAGACAAGGCCUAUGUCAGGCUGAUAAUGGGCCUUGUGUUACUCUUCAGGUCGUUGCAAGACAAAGGGGAUGAACUGUAGGAUGAUCCUGACUGAACCAUCCUAUGCUGGUAGCCUCUAGGAACUGCAGGCUUUUUUAAACAAGAAUGAUAUGAGUGUGGAUUUCUAAAAAUGGUGUGACCUUCUCGUUUUGUUGGUAUGUAUUUUACAGUGGGAGCUUUUCCUGAGGUCAUGAAAUUUCAUAUGUGUUUAUGCUGGAUGGUUUGACAUUAGAAAAUAAUUGAUAGAUGUUUUAAAGUAUUACUGGUACUAUAAUAAAAGCCAGUGCUGGUUUGAGUUACUGAAUUGUGACAGCAGAUAACGUCAAACCAGGGCACUGCAAAAAAGGGAUUAAGAGGAUAUGACAGACAUAAGAUACUUUUUUAACACUACUGAGUGCUUUGGGCCGUCCUGCACAUGCGUUUUAAUUUAUGUCUUAUUUAUUUUGUCAAUAUUAAAAUAACUAGGUUUAUUUUUAGUUAAUGGAUUCACUUUUACACAAGAAAAAAUGCAUUAAGAAACAAAAGGCUUAAAUUUGUUUACAAAUUAAACUAUGUACAGACAUAUAUUUUUAGAACAAAAUAUUGUAUUUUUAUUGGUUCUUUAGUAGCACAGGCAGUAUACCUUAACUACAUAUAAUGACCUAUAUUGGACGGCACAGUCCAGUUUUAAACACAUGACAUGUGAUUGAUUUUUUUUUUUAUGUUGUGCUAUGAUGGCCCUCCAGCAACAGCUUUAAGAAUCUUCUUUCCCAGAGAACGACAGGCGAUGCUGCUUAGGUGAGAUCUAUGUGUUCACACAGCCACUAAAGAGCC
Sinocyclocheilus rhinocerous is the source of this 3073-nucleotide messenger RNA. RefSeq names its product protein O-linked mannose N-acetylglucosaminyltransferase 1 (beta 1,2-) (gene pomgnt1). Gene Ontology annotation, molecular function: beta-1,3-galactosyl-O-glycosyl-glycoprotein beta-1,3-N-acetylglucosaminyltransferase activity. The record is from RefSeq and is a predicted model, not a curated record. Gene Ontology annotation, biological process: protein O-linked glycosylation via N-acetylgalactosamine. The transcript is spliced from 22 exons. Gene Ontology annotation, cellular component: Golgi membrane. Bases 211 to 2178 code for a protein of 655 amino acids. NCBI's taxonomy places the organism in Eukaryota, Metazoa, Chordata, Actinopteri, Cypriniformes, Cyprinidae.